AUGGCCACGUUUACCAACCUCCUAAAUACGCUACAAUCUGCAUUAUCAUCCGAACUCCAACUUUUGCCUACCCUCAAUGCACAACUCGGGCGGCCAGCCGCGCUGGAAGACGAUAUCAGCUCUCUACAGGAUCAAUUGGUCCGGUGUGUUGAAGCUUGUGUUGAAGAGCGCCGCAAAGAGGUUGACAAUUGGAUGGGCAAAUGCGAAUUAGUCGAACAACAGUGCGUUAACUACACCAAGGCCCUCGGUGGCAAUAUCAAGGCGACUGGGUCGAGCCUGGGUGAGCUCCGCAAGCAACAAGUCCUACCCGUCCGCUACGAUAUGGUCUCCGAGUACCAAGAGAAACUUAGACAGCUUUAUCACACCAAACUCGAACAACUCACCUCUCUUUGCAACCGACUCAGCACAUUAACCCGCACACUUGGCGCCAGCUUCUACACCGACAUCAUUGACGAGGGGGAAUAUCGAGAUGUUUCCCCAGAGCGUUUCUCAAGAUUGGAGAAGGAACUUGUUCGUGGGAAGGCUGAAGUGACAAAACGACUUGCCCAUUUAGGAGAGACAUUCGUUCAAAUCGACUGGCUUUACACCGAACUUGGCAUGGUCGUCCCUGACCUUCCUGAUGAAGACGAGGACGAACCCGCCACGGGCUCUCGUUCUCGUAGUAGCAGUGGAAGCGACCCUUUUCAUACACCCAGCGCAACUGAUGCCAGCCGCUAUCGUCUUCUUGCUGAAUUUAUCGAGCAAAGUAACUCGCUCCCUGAAGAUUCUCCCCCGCGUCUGGAAGUCGAGCCUACUCAUGAACUAAUCACAUGGGCUAUGGAUCUCCGCGCCUCUCUGGAAGACAUGAAGCGCCGCAGAGAAACACACAUCCAAGCAAUGUACGAUCAGCUCGAAGGUCUCUGGCGAAGACUUGGUGUUGCUGAUGCCGACAUGGAUGCCUUUGUGGAGGCCCAUCGUGGCAGCACUGAUGAAACUGUUGCCGAGUACGAAGAAGAGUUAGAGCGAAUGCUUGAGCUCAAGCGGGAAAGAAUGGGAACAUUUGUGCAAAGUGCUAGAGAGGAAAUCGCCAAACUAUGGGAUGAAUUGAUGGUUGGAGAUGAAGAGCGGAAAGAUUGGUUCCCAUUCUUCGAUGACGAGCAUACCGAAGACUUAUUGACGACUCACGAGGACGAAAUCAAGCGUCUCAAAGAGGAGAAACGCGUUAAAGCACCACUGUUGGCGAGCAUCAAGCGAUAUUUCGAUAUAUGCGAGGAAGAAAAGGAACUUGCUGCAGCUGCAUCUGACCAAACGCGUCUGCUAGGACGUGGACCUCGUGACCCAGGACGUUUGCUGCGUGAAGAGAAGAUGCGAAAGCGUGUCUCCAAAGAAAAGCCUAGACUUGAACAAGACCUCCUAACAACUAUACCCGCUUGGGAACAAGACACAGGCCGCCCAUUCCUUGUUCACGGCCAAAGCAUUCUGCAGCUUCUUCUGGAGACUGUGGGUGGGGCUGAACAAGAAAACCUUGGUCCACAAGGGGCAAAACGCAAGCCAUCGCCAGCUGGUCGUGCGACCAGUGUCCCUCCACGUGCAACAACGCCAACCCAGUCUUAUGCACCAAAGACUGGUACUGUCACUCCUGCCGUUCGUCCGAUGCCUGCGACGAGCAACUCGUUACCUAACAAGCGGGCACGAACCGAAACAACCCCAAAUUAUGGUGUCAGCAAGCCUGCACCAUUGGGAACUCACAGAGGCAAUAAUGGCGUCCAACGCAGCGCAUCGCCAUCUAAGAUACCUGGUCCUCUGAGUCGUAUGCCCAUAACUAAACCUCCCAUGCUUGGACUGCCUCGACCUGCCCAAGCUCAACACCAAGCUCUAGGUCACGGGCGAGGGCCGACAGUUGGCUACAGUGGAAUCCGAAGUGCGUCAUUGUCCAUUUCGACCUCGACGUCAAGCAGUAUUUCAACUGGUCGAUAUGCAAGCGGCGGGGCGCUUGUGGCGCAGCACAGUGCAAAUACCCUCGCUGUCAAAGCUGCCAGAGCAAGACGGGAGAGUUUCAAGCCCAGAGCAAGUGUUGAUGCAGAGGCUCAACGCGAUAUCGGUUUGUCACAUGUUCGUUGGGGGCUUGAGGGUGCUGUGAAGGAAGAAGACGAGGACUACUAA
Molecule: messenger RNA, 2142 nt
Organism: Mycena indigotica
Lineage: Eukaryota; Fungi; Basidiomycota; Agaricomycetes; Agaricales; Mycenaceae
Exons: 5
Coding region: 1-2142 (713 amino acids)
Biological process (GO): microtubule cytoskeleton organization; mitotic spindle midzone assembly
Cellular component (GO): spindle; mitotic spindle midzone; cytoplasm
Molecular function (GO): microtubule binding
Source: RefSeq, a predicted model, not a curated record